This is a messenger RNA of Caenorhabditis angaria, 1234 nucleotides long. The record is from the annotation of a GenBank genome assembly. NCBI's taxonomy places the organism in Eukaryota, Metazoa, Nematoda, Chromadorea, Rhabditida, Rhabditidae.
AUGGUUCAUUAUUCUAUUGAACAAUUAUCGAAAUUGGAAAAUUUGGAAACUUUGAAUCAAAUUGAGGACGAAAAUGAGUUGUUGGAAAUCGUGAAAAGUUGUUUGAAACAUGUUAUUGCUUGUAAUUUUACCGGGUAUUUGAGUGAGUUUUUGACAGGGGUUUUUGGUUGAAAAUUUGGAAUUUUGAGGGGAAAUUGGGGUCAAUUUUUGUGAAAAAUUCAUUUUGACCGAAUUUGUUUGAAUUUUUGGGAUUUUAAGUAUAAAAUUUCAAAAAUUAACUGUUUCAAAAUUUCUAUCAUUUUUUUGUAGAAAAUUAGAAAAUGAUUCACAUCGGUGUCAUAAAGAAUCAAAAUAUUUUCAGAAUUCCACGAAUCAACAUUAAUCAGCGAAGAAAAUGCAAGAAUUGAGCUAACUCGAGAUAUCAUCAGACCUUGUGUUGCUUUCGGGUAACUUUUAGUUUUUUUUGUCUUUUUCCGCUUGAAAUCCUCAUAUUUUCAGAUCUUGUUGGUCACUUUAUAUUAUCAAAUCAAUUUUGCUCGCGGAAGAUCAGAAAAUCAACCAAAACCAGCUAGAAUAUCGAUUGUUAAAAUUAUCAUUUUUGAAUUUGUGGGCUCAAGCUUUGGUUGAAAAAGAUAGUUGGAUAAUUGAAGAAGCUGAAAAAUUGAUUGCUGAAAUUAAGGAAAACUUGGAGAAAGAAGACAUUGAAAUCGAGAAGAAAACUAGGAUUUUGUUGGAAAUGGCUUCGAUUCAUUUUUUGUUUUAUCAAUAUGACAAGGCGAAUACUUUGAUCAGGUAAUUUUAUCUGGCGAAAUUUAAAAUUUCCUGAUUCCCCCUCUAAAAACGCAUAAUUCAUUCCAGCGAAGCUUCUGAAGCCUGUAAUCUAAAUGUUGAUUUAUCUGGAAUGUUAGGAAAACGAACACGAUAUCAACAAAAAGAAGUUGCUCAACUCGUUCUAAUCUAUCAAAAUAAUCAAUCAAUAAACAUUCCGAUUAUUUUGCCAUCAAAAGAUGUUCCAAUUGAUUGCAAUUUGAAUGAUGAUACUUUAUUGGAACAUGUUGAAGUUGGCAAUUCGGAAGAUUCAGAAGAAAUUGAGAAAAAAGUGGAUGGAAGACGAUUGUCAGAAAUUCAAUUGGCAUGUUUGUUGUGGGCGGCAAAACACGAAAAAGCAACACAUUUUGCUGAUUCUUUGGUGCAUGAAAGAUGUAUGCCAUUUAUUGAAACGGUAUGUUAUUGA